AUGGCGUCUCCCCAGCAGAUUGCGGACCUUAGCCGUAAGAUAUUUCAGCGUCUACCCCAGCGACACAUCCCAUCGGGUAACAAAGUCAUCAGCAAGCAGCUUAAGGGCGAUAAAGUGGCUUCAUGGUUCAACAAGCCUCUGCUUCUCCGUCUCGGUGGUGAUGACCCCAACUUCGAGAUCCUGAACGAGGAGCGUCUCGGUAAGCUCGACCAGAUGAAGCGGAGGGGCAAGUCGAUUCCCAAGAAGGGUGCAGGCAAGCGUUCCAAGAAGUAG
Messenger RNA from Peronospora farinosa, 273 nucleotides. The record is from the annotation of a GenBank genome assembly. NCBI's taxonomy places the organism in Eukaryota, Oomycota, Peronosporomycetes, Peronosporales, Peronosporaceae.